This is a messenger RNA of Dinoponera quadriceps, 2146 nucleotides long. RefSeq lists its product as uncharacterized. The record is from RefSeq and is a predicted model, not a curated record. The coding region runs from base 523 to 1938 and encodes 471 amino acids. Lineage: Eukaryota; Metazoa; Arthropoda; Insecta; Hymenoptera; Formicidae. The transcript is spliced from 4 exons.
UGUUUUUUUCUAUGUUUUCGUCUUUCUCUGUUAAGUUUGUGGACUAUAACAUUUAUAAUAUUUAUAAAGGAAGUUUAAACUAGAAUAUUUUUAAACAUGAAUUAAGACAUAACCUCCAAAACAUUUAUCGAGCACGAUAUACAAUAAAAUAUACGUUAUAAAUUGAAGUAUAUGGAGAAAUAAUUUUUUUCUUAUAGAUUGUACUUGAUACGUUAAUAAUAUUUCAACAUAAUUUUUUAGAUGCAUGUUACAUAUAUUCUUUGCAUAUCUACUUAGCAGAUAUAACAUGUAUAUUCCAGUGAACAUCAACUAACAAUAACAUAAUAUUAUAGUUUCCCACUCAACAAUGUAAAUGCGCAAUAUAGCACGUGUGUUAUGUAACAUUGUCCAGUUACAUUGUCCAGUACGAAAUUAUAACAUUGAUGUCUUGUUACUACUAUUUGGUGUUCAUUCGGAUUUUAUUAUCUCUGAAUGUAAAGUCUCUAUGCAGAUGUUGCGUAUGCUGUAACAGAAUCUGAUAUCAUGGAAAUCAACGAUGGAGUUUCGAGCAUAUUUUGUUCAGAACAUACUGUACGAAUGAAUGACACCUUCAAUGCUUUUCAAAUGUCGCAUCGACCAGAAGUAACGUCGUAUCGAAAACAUAUAAGAUUAAAAAAGAGCAUGAGUUUACCAGAUGAUACAUUAGAAUAUUGGGGAUUUUACCUGUUAAAAGGUGCAACUGUAGUUCUCUCUGUGUGUUCAAGAUUUGAGGGAGCCUCCAUAUUAGUGGUGAAAGGAGAGAAGAAUUUACAAACCUGUGGCCUGUUGGAACACAAUAUUGAGAAGGAUCAAGCACUCUUUAUGCCAGGAGCCAAUAAACAAGUUAAAAUAAUAUAUGAAUCGAAUGCGCAAGAGAUUGAUUCUAAUGAGAUACUUGGGUCUGUUAAAACGUACAGUAUCAAUGAUACGCAAUCACAUGUGCGUGUAAAUUCUAAGUCUAAGGACCUUUUGAAGGGAGAUUUUAAAGUUUCUACAAUAGAUAAUAGCGCACAGGCGCAUAAUGCAAGUUCAGUGGCUUUAAAAAAUGACGAAAGUUUAGAGAUGUUGUACAGAAAGGCAGCUACUUAUGUCCACAAAUAUACGGAUCAUUAUCGAGCGACAACGGUGAACAAUACUAGAGAAAUGAGACACACUACAAACAGACAACGUGGUACGAAGAAAAACAAGAGGAAGAGAAUAGAAAACAGUACAGAAAAUACUCAAAAGUACUCGAGAAAGAUGCGUGUAAAAAAAUUAGAACGGGUAUUGCAUUCGGUCAGCGAAAAAGACGUAUAUAAACAGUCGGCAAAAGUGGAAGAUACUAGUCUGAAGAACGCCAAAAGACUCAAAAGAAGUCGAGAACUCGUGAAACCGCCAUCGUUGUUAGAUCAAGGCAUCAGACACGGUGGUAAUGCCGAUAAGAAUAUGUCCGAAUCAAACGACGAGUCGUCUGUCUCCAGUUUCGAGUAUGGCUUAUUUAACUGUUACGGUGGAUCGAUAUUGUUGGCACACGAGUUCGAACCUUCCAAUCAAUGUACUGAUAUUAGCUAUUUACUCAGUGGCAAGCACAUACAGACAAGCCACCACGUUGAAGAGAACGGUUAUUAUUAUUAUAUUUUCUAUAGCGAUAACGACGUCGUAUCUAAUGACAUUUAUGCGGUCUUUGAUAUAUAUAAACCAACUUUUCAAUAUGAGAAUAUAACCAAGUCUUGCAUUAAUCAAACCGAAUGCUCGUUUUCUGUAAAUAUGUUAUCACCGGAAAGGGUGAUUGUCGAAAUACCAACCAAGGAUGGUAUAGAGCACGACGAAACGGACGAUGUUAGUAUGUUGAUUUCUACGUGCCAACCGCGAAUGGGUAUAUAUGUUAUUUUCCCAAUUGCAAUAUUGUCUGUAAUUCUUGGCUGCGCUUACAUUGAAUGAAUAUAAAUAACUCUGUAUAUUUCGACUCAAAGAUAUUCGCCCGAGUAAAUAUAUGCCUAUCAUUGGAAGUGCAAAAGUAUUAUUUUAUUAAAAAUACAAGUAUGAUUUUUUUAUCAUAUGAAAAUUUGGUACAGGGUUCGGGUAAAAGGGAUUUCAUUAUGUUAUCUAUCGCAUGUAAUAAAUAAUUUAUUCAUAAGUUGAAUAAGAC